Molecule: messenger RNA, 975 nt
Organism: Aureobasidium pullulans EXF-150
Lineage: Eukaryota; Fungi; Ascomycota; Dothideomycetes; Dothideales; Saccotheciaceae
Exons: 2
Coding region: 277-975 (232 amino acids)
Source: RefSeq, a predicted model, not a curated record
UAGAGAAACUCGUUGGCAGUGGUUGUGAUGGGGGUUUGGACAGCGCCCAGGCCAGUAGGAUGGUUGGAAGACAUUGUGUUGUUGUUACACAAAGAUGUCCACAGAAGUUUCCUUGUCGUUGGGAGAAGAGAGGAAGAAGUGUGAAGGUAGAAACAACGAGGAGAGAACUAAUAAUCUUCAAGGCGCAGAUCGUCAGGACAACAUACAAGUGAAGUGCGAGCGUCACUUUCACAGGCGACUUUCACUCGCGCCGGGAAAUUCACACCACGCCUCUCGAUGUGCCUUCUUCUUUUCCUGACCUUCCUCCAACUUCUCUCAAGAACAAACAACAUGUCGGAGUCAUUCCCCGACUUCGAAGACGUGGACGACAACGACGACUACGACGCCGAGCAGUACUUCGAUAGCAGCGCCGAUGAUGACCUUGGAGUCGAGACACUGGACAGCAUCUUCGCGGCCCCUCCUCAGAACCCUCAUAUUGAGCUCGUCAUUCUGCUGGCCAAGGGCAAUCCAGUGGCCCAUGUCUCCAAGAUCGAGUUCGAAACCGUAGCAAAGCCUACCGGCGUCCUGUACAACGAGGUCGAACUCUGCAAGGGCGCCCAAUUCAGACAGUACAACUACGAUGUCGACGCCUCUGUCCUUCACUUCCUGGCCCACUGGAUCUGUUACCGCAGCCCGAGCAUCGCUAUCAAGUAUGCUUUUGGCGACAAGGUCUCAAAUGACAACGACAACGCUCACGACGACGACUCGCUCGACGAAAACCAGCGUCUCUUCCUUGUCGAACUCAUCAACUUCUUCGCCAACGAGGAUGCGUUCCAGCCCGUCAUCAAGGACUCCCUGGUCUCUUGUUUCGCCAAAUGUCUCAAAGCCCAGGACCGGAAGGGAAAGAUCGUACUGGCCGAGGUCCUCAAGAAUGCUUGUGCAGACAACGUCUUCAAGCACAUUGCCACUGACAUCUUUGUCGCUCUUUCGACCUGA